CUUUGACAUUUUCAACCCUGUCUCUUUUGUUUCUUACGCUCCCGAUCGCUCUUCCUAUGCUAUUACGAUUGCCAACCAUGUGACAAGUUGGUUGUCUCAGCCGCUGACACGAUCUUUACAGCAAGCAAACAUCAAGAUGUCUAACCAAACCAUCUUGAGGAUAUCAAGAGAAAUCACUUCGAUUCAACAAGGUAGUGAUCUCUCAAUUGCUGUCGCUUGCCAGGAGAAAGAUGUUCGAACAGUCCAUGCCCUCAUAAUCGGCCCUCCAGGUACACCCUAUCAGUAUGGCUUCUUUGACUUUACCGUCGAUUUUACCCCCGAAUAUCCAAGCAAACCUCCCAAAGUCAAUGCAAAGACCACGAAUGGUGGCAGAACACGAUUCAAUCCGAACAUAUAUGCAGGUGGAAAGGUCUGUCUGUCUCUACUGGGUACCUGGCACGGUGAGAAACCGGGAGAAGAGUGGUCGUCUGCACAAGGCUUGGAGUCGAUCUUGUGGUCCAUCCAAAGUCUCUUAUCCAAUACCCCGUACGAGAACGAGCCAGGUUACGAGCAUGCCAAAGGUAAGGAGGAUCAGAAAAUGAAUGAGCUCUAUUGUGCAAAGAUUCGUCACGAAACACUUCGCAUCGCUGUGCUUGCCAAAUUAGAGGAUGCAUUGAACAUCCAGCCGGACGGCAGUGUACCUGACAGAUCCGACGCCAAUACCGAGGACAAAUCCACCGACGCAGAAGCGAACGAGGAAGCGUUUGAAGAAUUAACCGACGACGACGAGCCAGAAAGGGUGACGUUGCCUCCACGUUUUGAGCCGUACAAAGAUCUGUAUAAAAGACGCUUCAUGUGGUAUCUCGAUCACUACACUAAGACGAUUGCCACGUAUAGUUCUCAACACAAAGACGGCUCGGACUUCUGCAAGAUGCCCUUCGAAGGAGGUGGCAAUACAAUGGAUGGAAAGUUCAACUACUCGGCUCUAGGCAAGAGAUUGGUACGCAUACAAGAAGUACUCGCCGAUGAAACCAAGCAGUGGGCUAUCGACGGAAUGGCAUUAAAGCGUCGAGAGUCCCACAAGGCCGCUACCAUUCAACGUCAAUUCGAACAGGUGCCGGAUUACCUCAAGAGAAUGGACUGCCACAACGUCAGCAUUGAGUUGGAGAAUGACAACCCCUAUGUCUGGAUCCUCACGUACUUCGGGAAACCUGGGACGAAUCUGGAUGGUGGAAUCUUCAAGAUCCAAAUGGCUAUCAGUCCGCGAUUCCCGGAGGAACAACCUCGUGUUACAUUCGAGACAAGCAUCUUUCACCACAGAGUCUCCAAGAAGGGCACCGUGUGCUAUUUUCCAAAGGUGAUGGAAGAGUUGAGGAACCAUGUCUACGCAAUCGUAGAGUCCCUGGAGGAAGAUUGUCCUCCAUACGAUCCUCGAACCAUUGUUAAUCCGGAGGCAGCAGCACUGCUGUUCGGUUCCGCAGACGAGAAGAAAAGCUACUUUCGACAGCUCCGCAGGUCGGCGCAGCGCACAACUGAGGAGGUUGGAUAGGAGUCAUUCGACCAGCUUGUGGCCGUAAAUCAUAUCAUGACAGCAACACCCAGGACGAUUGAUUUGAGAGGCGGAUUUCAUGUCUAUCUUUUGAGCAAGGCGUUAUGGUAGCGACAAAAUUCAAUUGAAUCUGCUAGAGGACGAGAGCAGCAACCAAGGAGACGGUGCCAAUCAAACGGUGUAAGGUAGCAACCAUCAAUGGUUUUUCUUUUCUUCUAGGUAUCCAGCCAUAGCAGCUCAUCAAGUCGGUAUAGACGGUGGCUCAAACUGACUAUGAGAGGAU
Molecule: messenger RNA, 1811 nt
Organism: Exophiala oligosperma
Lineage: Eukaryota; Fungi; Ascomycota; Eurotiomycetes; Chaetothyriales; Herpotrichiellaceae
Exons: 4
Coding region: 137-1528 (463 amino acids)
Biological process (GO): negative regulation of apoptotic process
Cellular component (GO): nucleus
Molecular function (GO): ubiquitin conjugating enzyme activity; cysteine-type endopeptidase inhibitor activity
Source: RefSeq, a predicted model, not a curated record